This is a messenger RNA of Oryza sativa Japonica Group (Japanese rice), 910 nucleotides long. Its product is annotated as vegetative cell wall protein gp1. NCBI's taxonomy places the organism in Eukaryota, Viridiplantae, Streptophyta, Magnoliopsida, Poales, Poaceae. The record is from RefSeq and is a predicted model, not a curated record.
AGAUUGGCUCGUGUUCUUCGCACUCACUGCAAGAACAGAUUAAGAAAAAAAAACACACACACACACACACAAGCUAGUCUUGCUGCAAUGGCUUCUAGUGUGAGCUUCAUGGCCACGGCCAUGGCGAUGGCGUGCGUUCUGCUCGCCGCCAGCAGCAGCAGAACGUGCUACGCCGCCCGCAUGUUGGCCGACACGCCGGCGACGGCGGCGGCGGCGGCCGCGCCUCCCGCCGCCCUCCCUGUCCUCCCCGCCGUGCCGGCGCUGCCCACCACUCUGCCGCCCAUGCCGGCCAUCCCGGCCGUGCCACAGGCGGCGCUGCCGCCGAUGCCCGCCGUGCCCACCGUGCCCGCGGUCGUCCCUAACGCGGCGGCGCUGCCGCCGAUGCCCGCUGUCCCGGCCAUCCCGGCGGUGCCGAAGGUGUCGUUGCCACCGAUGCCCGCCGUGCCGGCGGUGACGCUGCCGCCGAUGCCCGCCGGCAUCCCCGCCGUGCCGGCGGUGACGCUGCCGCCGAUGCCGUCCAUCCCGACCGUGAACGUGCCCAUGCCGUUCCAGGCGCCGCCUCCAUCGGCGUAGGCAGCGCGGCGAACUCGCCGUGUACGUCCACGGCGGCGGCGGCGGCGGUUGCCGGCGCCAGUAGGUAAACUGAGAGAUUUUUCAUGUGAAAUUUCUCAAUGUUUGUGUGAGUGUGUUGAUUUAAUUUCAUACUUGAGUUUGAAUUUUAUGCAUGUGAUGACUCUGUUGCUGGUUAAUUAGUGUACAUUAUAUUUUGGGUACGCACGGUCUCAACGCAUGUGUUGAGGUCGUGCCAUUGUGUUUUACGUGUACGUGUACGUACGGUUUAUGUAUUUGUUUUUACUUUCAUACUUUCAGAGAUUAUAUAUAUGUUACUUUACUACAUUUCAUUUUUAAA